AUAUAGUGAAUGCAGGGUCCAGGGAGACCAGAUAUAGUGAAUGCAGGGUCCGGGGAGAGCAGAUAUAGUGAAUGCAGGGUCCGGGGAGACAGGAUAUAGUGAAUGCAGGGUCCGGGGAGAGCAGAUAUAGUGAAUGCAGGGGUCCAGGGAGAGCGGAUAUAGUGAAUGCAGGGUCUGGGGAGACCAGAUAUAGUGAAUGCAGGGGUCCGGGGAGACCAGAUAUAGUGAAUGCAGGGUCCAGGGAGAGCGGAUAUAGUGAAUGCAGGGUCUGGGGAGACCAGAUAUAGUGAAUGCAGGGUCCGGGGAGAGCA
Staurois parvus is the source of this 311-nucleotide messenger RNA. The record is from the annotation of a GenBank genome assembly. Lineage: Eukaryota; Metazoa; Chordata; Amphibia; Anura; Ranidae.